AUGACAUUGCGGCAAGUGGACAGCUUCCUUAUAAAGACUUUUAUCACUAUGCAUCACAGAAGUGCACAAUUUGCACUCAACCUUUACCCGCGCCCAGAACUUGGAUACUAUGAAUGUGGCCGUGAUCUCUAUACAUUUGUUACAGUAGCUUCUUCCCACAUUAUGCGCACGCUACAGAGGCCAAAAAAGAGUCGACCCACUAAAAGGAAAGUAAAUCACCGCAGAUUCCUGCAAAACCAGAUAUGCCGGAAAUUCGCCAUCAUAGAAGCUGCCACACAUCAACUUGCAACUUCGAUUUUCUCACAGGAAGCUAUAGUAGAAAAAACAAGAAAUAAAAAUAUGGAUUCUACAGAAUCUCAAAACAGAAGUGAGUCACCCACAGAUAUUAGGAAAGGUAGAGUGCUGCCAAGUGUAUUUCAUCUCUCCACCAACCUCUCCAAGCUCCCUGAAGUGUGCCUUGGUGACAGUACCUUCCUUGGUGUGGCAGAAGCGUACUUGGUUCCAGAUGCAAUUUCUAAAGUAGGUGUAACCAUGGACACUUUAGCGUAUGUCUCCGAUGAGGUUGGCACAGUUGAAAGUCUUUUUGAUGACAUUAUAGCUGAAGAUGACAUUAUUGCUUCUUCAUAUGGCCUAUGCUGCCCAAGGUCCCAGUCCUUACAGCAGGAUUCUGAAAGGGACCAGGAAUAUGAAAGAUGUAUACAAACCGGAUUUAUAUAUUAUGACAACCACAUAUCUUCUUGGCUCCCAGAGAGUUUUAGUAGAGCUGUCCAUCAGUUACCUUUCCUUCAAAGGAUGCCCAGUACUAUAGAGUACAAAGAUGGAAGUGCAGACGGUUACUUCUUGGACAAAUUGAGUGAUGUACAGACUGAACUCCAUGACAUUAAUAUAUUAGACAACAGAGAAGUAUCCUUUGAUGGCAACCAAGAAUAUCAAACUGAAUACCAAUAUGGUCCAGAUUGUUUCCCAGAUGAGUCAGACCAGCAAGGGACAAACAAAUGGAUUACCUCGCCAGAAGACCUAAUGUUAAGUAAAGUGGUGGAACCAAAAGGAAGACAAUACUAUGAAAACAAGGAAGUAGACUCAGGUGUACUCUGUGCAGAUACAAUGGAACACAAUGUGUACCAGGCACUUUGCUUAUGUCCUCAGGAAAAUGAACAUUGUAUGUGUAGAUCAUGGUGA
Messenger RNA from Nanorana parkeri, 1179 nucleotides. RefSeq lists its product as uncharacterized. The coding region runs from base 1 to 1179 and encodes 392 amino acids. NCBI's taxonomy places the organism in Eukaryota, Metazoa, Chordata, Amphibia, Anura, Dicroglossidae. The record is from RefSeq and is a predicted model, not a curated record. The transcript is spliced from 3 exons.